AUGGGGCAAGAAGAACAUUUCCUUAAAUUAUUUAAGGCAGCAGAAAUGGCUGGUUGGUAUAAACCCCCAACUCGUUGCUCCUUCGCGGGGUUUGGUGUUGUACAAGGAUGUGACGGAAAAAAGUUCAAGACAAGAAGUGGUGAUGUUGUUCGUCUUGUUGAUUUAUUAGAUGAGGCUGUUGUUAGGGCAAAAGAAGAAUUAAUCAAAAGAGCUGCAGAAACAGGUGGCGAUUCUGCAUGCGACGGAGAGGAAAUAGAUCGUCGUGCAGAAGUGUUGGGAUAUUCUGCGGUUAAAUAUUUUGAUUUAAAACAAAAUAGAACAACUGAUUAUCAAUUCUCUUAUGAUCGAAUGGAACACUGCGGUGUAUCUGCUGUACGCGUAUGCUCGCAUCUGCGCGAUCUUUAG
This is a messenger RNA of Eimeria maxima, 405 nucleotides long. Its product is annotated as arginyl-tRNA synthetase, putative. Gene Ontology annotation, molecular function: arginine-tRNA ligase activity; ATP binding. Gene Ontology annotation, biological process: arginyl-tRNA aminoacylation. The transcript is spliced from 4 exons. Bases 1 to 405 code for a protein of 134 amino acids. Lineage: Eukaryota; Apicomplexa; Conoidasida; Eucoccidiorida; Eimeriidae. The record is from RefSeq and is a predicted model, not a curated record.